AGGGAGUACCUCCGGUUUGGUCUGUGUGUGGGAGAAGGAGCCGUCAGCUCUGCGGGGUAGACUCUCGUUCUAACCCUGUUCAAAGUAAAGACCGAGAAAAAGAGGCAACGGUUCCUCGUGAACGGGACGGGAGAUGGAUAACAGUAACCGGGCUGUGGUCGUUACAGGUUUCGGGCCAUUUGGAGAGCACACUGUCAACGCCAGCUGGGUAGCAGUACAGGAACUGAAGAAGCUCGGGCUGGGCAGUGAUGUGGAUCUGCAUGUACACGAGGUUCCUGUUGAGUACCAACAAGUCCAGAGUUUGGUUCCUUCAUUAUGGAAGCAGUAUCAUCCACUGUUGGUAGUUCAUGUUGGAGUUUCGGGUAUGGCCACAACUGUCACGCUGGAGAAGUGUGGAAGAAAUCAUGGUUACAAGGGCCUGGACAACAGCAGCUUCUGCCCCGAUUCACAGUGCUGCGUUGUUGGAGGCCCAGACUGCAUCAACUCGAUCAUUGACAUGGAAUCGGUCUGCAAAAGAGUGAAUGCAUCAGGGCUGGGAGUAGCCGUGUCUGUCUCCAGAGAUGCCGGGAGGUAUCUCUGUGAUUUUACCUACUACACCUCUCUGUACCUGAGCCACGGCCGCUCUGCCUUUAUUCAUGUGCCUCCUCUUGGAAAGCCUUACAGUAAAGAAGACCUGGGUCGUGCACUGCAGGCCGUCAUCCAGGAGAUGCUGGAGCUUAUGGACCAAGCUGAGGGGAAGAUUCACUGCCAACAACACUUCCACUAAGUGACCUCCAUAUACCAACUAGCCUCUCCAGCUCUUACCACACAAGAGAAAUUGCACUUAAUCACAAGUAGCCAAACCUCCCCCCCCCUUUUUUUUUAAGCUGUAUCUUUAAUUGUUAAUAAUGACACUUCACAGUAUAAUCUGCUUUCAAAGUUUGUCUUGCUUCUUUGCUUCUUGCUUUGCUAGGCCUGAUUCUGUUACAGUCUCAUUGUAACGUAAGCUUUAAAAGAACUGGAAGCAUUCUGACAUUGGAGCAAAAUGUGAGGAAAAACCAGAUAAACACAGGAGCAAAAUGCUGCUUGUGUUGUUCACAUGCGGACGCAGCAAGUGGUCUCUAAUGUGGCAGAUAUUAUAACCUGUAACCCCAAAUGUGACUCCUAAUAAUGCACCUUAUAGGGGUAGGGUUAUUAAAAUUAUUAUAGAAGACACAUUUGGGGGAAACUGUAAUCAUAAUGGUUCUUUCUCUGAUUUUUUUUUUUCUUACUUGGUCACAAUAGGUUUCACGUAGCACACAUAAAAGUCUGCAUUAUGGAUUAAUAUGAAACAUCCAGCAGUAAACUGCUCAUUUUAUUUUCCUUCACAUAUUCUCCUCUCUGUAUUCUAAAGCUUAUCUGUGCUUUUCUCAUUUAUAUUGAAUUGUUUUCUUGAGUCCUUUUUCUUUAUAAGAAGUUGUAAAUUUGCCUUCUUUGACAAAGGUUAUUUAAAUCAGGGAACGGGUUGGUUCCAGCUCACAUUUCCCCAGUUUGUCGACCCAGUUCUGACAGAAACACCCCCUUCUUUCCACCCCCCACCCCCACUGAGAUCUGGCCCCGGGAUGUGCAAUGUUACUUCACAGAUCUCAUUCAUUGAUUCAGUGGGAUAAUUAUGUCAUACAUCAAGGCUGCACAACUGGAUUUUAACUGUAGAAAGUCUGUAUUAAACUGUAACAGAUUAGUUAUAUAGAGUGAAGUAGUUCAUAUCAUGUAGCCUUGUUGUUAAAGCGCACUUUGGGCAUGACUCUCCCAGACUCACUGGAUGGUGAAAUAGUGACACUUGCUGUGAUUUGUGUCUGAGGAUGCCUGCUGGCUUUGACAUUGCAUAUUUUAUCUUAAACCUUUUGGAAAUCAUUAUUUUGUGGUUGUGCAGCUCUAACUGUUUCCUUGAUUAACUUUCUGUCGUUCCUGUCAUUAAAUCAGGUGUAGCUGCUUAUUUUAUCUGAGAAUCUGAUUUGAUGAAGUUGGACUUGGCUUUCAGUCAGAAUUGGGCCUCCUGUCUUUUCUGUAGCACUUGGUUUCUUUCUUUUCUUGUGUAUUUCAGUUUUACUUGAUCUGGAAUUUGGACAGCAUUUCUCAAGCAAUGUGAAAGCUUCUGUUUUGUUUUUAUUUUCUGUCACUUUAACUUGUGUAGCUUUCUAGACCUCCAUUGUCAACCCUUUUCCUCACGGUGAUUAUGACGUAGAGCAGGAAUGCAUGGCGAUGGCAGUAACACUCCCAGAGUAAAAGCUCUUUUUUUUUUCUUUUUAAAAAAAAAAUUGGAUUGUGUUGUGUUUUGUCAUCUCGAUCACUCCCUGGCUCCUGAGAAUCUGACUGCCUACACCUAACACAGCUUCAGUUCAAGUAAUUUUGGCCUGUAAUCAUUUAUAUACUGCUAAAUACAGUGUUCAUGCCCCAACGAUAGAUCUGCAGUGGUGUGAAAACGUGUUUGCUCGCUUCCUUUUUUUUGUAUGUUUGUCACACUUAAAUGUUUCAGAUCAUCAAACAAAUUUAAAUAUUAGGCAUAGAUGACCCAACUAAAUGCAAGAUGCAGUUUCUAAAUGAAAGUGUUUAUUAUUUAGGGGAACCUACAUGGCCCUGUGUGGGAAAAGUGUUUGCCACCCAAACCUAGUAACUGUUUGGGCCACCCUUACUAGAAACAACUGCAAUCAAGUGUUUGCAAUAACUGGCAAUGAGACUUUUACAGUGCUGUGGAGGAGUUUUGUCCCACUCAUCUUUAUAGAAUUGUUGUAAUUCAACCACACUGGAGGGUUUUAGAGCAGAAACUGCUUUUUUAACUUUGCCUAGGCCACUCCAAAGCCAUUCAGAGUUGGACUUGCUGGUGUGUUUUGGAUCAUUGUCCUGCUUCAGAACCCAAGUGCGCUUCAGCUUAAGGUCACAAACAGAUGGCCGGACAUUCUCCUUCAGGAUGUUUUGGCAGACGGCAGAAUUCCUGGUUUCAUUUAGCACAGCGAGUCUUCCAGACCCAGAGGCACCAAAACAGCCCACCACCAUAUUUUACUGUUGGUAUGAUGUUCCUAUUCUGAAAUGCUGCACAGAACAUUUUCCUAGCUCUCUUGGGGAUGAUCAAGAUGUUUUUGGCAGAUGUGAGAUGAGUCUUUCUCUUGUUUUUGGUCAGCAGUAGUUUUCUCCUGGAACUCUCCCAUGGAUGCCAUUUUUGCCCAGUCUGGUUCUUAUUGUUGAAUCAUGAGCUGUGACCUUAACUAGACAAGUCUGUGAUUCUUUAAUUUUAUUCUGGAUUCUAUUGUGACCUCCUGGAUGAGUCCUUGCUGUUCACUUGGAGUCAUUUUGGUGGGCCAGUCACUCCUGGGAAACGUCACCACUGUUCCAAGUCUACUCCAUAUGACAUAAUGACUUUCACUGUGGUUCACUGGAGGCCCAAAGCCUUAGACAUGGCUUUGCAUUCCUUCCCAGACUUUAUUGCUCAGGUGUUUCUUUGGAUUGUGGCAUGAUGUGUUGCUUUUUGAGAUAUUUUAACCUGCUUCACUUUGUCAGACAGAUUAUAGUUAAGGAUUUUUUUGAUUCAACAGGUCUGCCAGUAGUCAGGCCGGAGUCUAUUUAGUGAAACUGAACUCAGCUUUCCAAAAAAUGUGGUUAAUCGCAGUAAAUUCAUGAUUAACACAUAGGGCAACUACUUUUGGAUAAUUUCUCUCUCUUAAUCAGUGAAAUCAUCAUGUAAAAACUGCAUUUUGCAUUUACUCAGGUUAUCUUGGUUUAAUAGGUGACAAGUAUAACAAAUAUGUAAAACACUUGGAAAUCAGGAAGGGGACAAACACUUUUUCACACCACUGUAUCUAUGUCAUAAUACCUGACACUGUGUAGUGCUUCAGUAAUAAUUAAGCAAGUUGGUGCCAUUAAAUUUGAGUAAAUUGCCGUUUUUAGCUUUGUAUUUUGUUUUAAUGCUGUUCUGUACAUCACAAAGUGAAGCAUGGAGCUGAACAUAACUGAAUUCCAUCUCAGACCUAAACUUUUUUAUCACAGCUCAUUUCUUGGUUGUGGUGUUUCAGAAAUCUCUGAUGUUGUUUUAGGUGCUGAUAUUUUACCUUGUGACUUUGUGUGUGCAGAGAAGUUUAAAAAAAAGAGUUGUGUAAGAACAGAAUUUCUUCUCACAAAAGUUAAAGCCUCAAAUUUACAUGAGGUGACCUCUGACCCCAAACUCCCUCCUGUGCCUUGCUGUUGGUUAUGUGUUUUAUGAAAAGGCCUUACUAAUUCUCAGUGGGUCAGGUCAGAGAUGUAGUACUGAUGCUGUCCUUGUGGCUACCUCAAAAAGUACUUUCUUUUUUUCUUUUUUUUUUAAUAUCAGUGUGUGCUCUACCUGUGUUUUGGGAGUAUCCUCUGAAAGGUAUGCUCUUCAGCUUCAUUAACAAAGCACUGUUACAGUAAGUAAUCCUGGCUUUGUAAAGGAAAGGCUUUGAAAUAAAAGAAGUACAAGUGA
Messenger RNA from Haplochromis burtoni (Burton's mouthbrooder), 4453 nucleotides. Its product is annotated as pyroglutamyl-peptidase 1. Lineage: Eukaryota; Metazoa; Chordata; Actinopteri; Cichliformes; Cichlidae. Bases 134 to 766 code for a protein of 210 amino acids. The transcript is spliced from 5 exons. The record is from RefSeq and is a predicted model, not a curated record. Gene Ontology annotation, molecular function: pyroglutamyl-peptidase activity. Gene Ontology annotation, cellular component: cytosol. Gene Ontology annotation, biological process: proteolysis.